CGGUUGUUAUCCAAGCUAAACUGGCAACACUGACACGCGCGCAGUUCAAAUAAUGUCAGUUCAAAAAAAUUGUUCAGCGAGGACGGUUGUGCUGUGCUAGUGUGUACCUUAAUUUCCCCAUUCAUCAUCGGCGGCCGGCCGGCGACUCCCGCGCUCUAACAACAACUCGCAUGUGCCGUGGCCUGCGGGCGAAAAGUGCGUCAAAGGCCUGGGAAACUCUGCUGGAGAGAUCGCUGUGCAGAAACCAAGUGUAUGCCCACGUCGGGAGUGUCCGUAAAUAAUAAAUAAUUCGGAAUAGUUGACAAACCUCUGAGCAAAUCCGUGGGCCGAUGGUCUUUUGUUAGUGAGGCGCGGAGCACGACUCGUGGGAUCCAGACGAGCUGGUUGGCCGGCCCUACGUUCAUUGACGGCGGUGCGUUGGUUGUCCAUCGGCUUAUCAGCGGCGGCUACACCCCGCCCUCAGUCUCAUCAAACUACUACGGAUCGACUCUGGGGCUAUCCUACUACGGAUCGACUCUGGGGCUAUCCGCGGUUAGUCAGCCCCACCCCGUAAUCGCGAUUGUACAACCAAUUACCGGGUUUAUCAUCUAAUUCGAGAGGCACUUUGCGCGACACAAACUAUAAAUAGAAGGUGAAGUGUCGAAAUUAAACGCCGGCGAGCAGUACUCGAGGAAACUCAUGUGUUGAAGUUACAAUUACUUGGAACGAAUAUAUAAAACAAGAGAUUUGUCGGGACCAAGCGGAAGUCUAAUAUAUAUUGUAAUUAAAGGCCAGCAAAACACAAAAUGCUAUUUCUCUGCGUUUCGAGCGCUCUUUGAGGGCGACUUUGGUCUUAAAUCCUAGCUGUAGUAGUUACCCCCAAAGCAAUGAUGAUGAUGCAGCCCUCCAGCCUGCGCCUGGCCAUUAGCAGCCUGAUUCUGCUCCUCUUUGUGCUGCACGUCCUCGGCAGGGAGCAGGGAACCGGAGCUGGAGCACAGCACCACCGGCAGCACCACCAGCGCAGUCACGCGGCCAAGCGCUUUUCACGUGACUCCAAUGCCGCCCGUGAGCGCCGACCGAACAUUAUCCUGAUCCUCACCGACGACCAGGACGUGGAGCUAGGCUCGCUGAACUUUAUGCCGCGCACCCUGCGCUUAUUAAGGGACGGCGGCGCCGAGUUCCGGCACGCGUAUACUACCACGCCCAUGUGCUGCCCGGCGCGCUCCUCACUGCUUACUGGGAUGUACGUGCAUAACCACCAGGUGUUCACCAACAAUGACAACUGCUCCAGUCCCCAGUGGCAGGCCACGCACGAGACGCGUUCCUACGCCACGUAUUUGUCGAAUGCCGGCUACCGGACUGGCUACUUCGGCAAGUACCUGAACAAGUACAAUGGCUCCUACAUCCCGCCCGGCUGGCGGGAGUGGGGCGGCCUGAUCAUGAACUCGAAGUACUACAACUAUAGUAUCAACCUCAACGGUCAGAAGAUCAAGCAUGGCUUCGACUACGCCAAGGACUAUUAUCCGGAUCUCAUUGCCAAUGAUUCCAUCGCCUUUCUGCGCUCCUCCAAGCAGCAGAACCAGCGCAAGCCCGUCCUCCUCACAAUGAGCUUUCCGGCUCCCCACGGUCCAGAGGAUUCGGCGCCCCAGUACAGUCAUUUGUUCUUCAAUGUGACCACCCACCACACUCCAUCCUACGAUCAUGCUCCGAAUCCAGACAAGCAGUGGAUCCUGCGGGUCACCGAGCCCAUGCAACCUGUGCACAAGCGCUUCACUAAUCUGCUGAUGACCAAGCGACUGCAGACGCUCCAGAGCGUGGAUGUGGCCGUGGAGCGGGUCUACAACGAACUGAAGGAUCUCGGGGAGCUGGACAACACGUAUAUUGUGUACACCUCGGAUCACGGUUACCACCUGGGACAGUUUGGCCUGAUCAAGGGCAAGAGCUUCCCCUUCGAGUUCGACGUGCGGGUGCCGUUCCUCAUCCGAGGUCCCGGCAUUCAGGCCUCUAAAGUGGUCAAUGAGAUUGUGCUGAAUGUAGACCUGGCUCCCACUUUCCUGGACAUGGGUGGAGUGCCCACGCCGCAGCACAUGGACGGCAGGAGCAUCAUGCCCUUACUGCUGAGCAGGAACCGCGCUGUGCGGGACAACUGGCCCGACAGCUUCCUCAUCGAAAGUUCCGGCCGGAGGGAAACUGCAGAGCAGAUAGCCGAGUCUAGGGCACGGCUACAGGCCGAACGACGCAGCAUGAAGUUGGUCAACAGUUCGCUGCUGGAGGAUUUCCUGGACUCUGGAACAGAGAGCACAACCACGGUCUCAAGCAGAAGCAGCAGCAGCAGCAGCACUGCUGCCACCUUGCUGAGCUCCACCACCCAGCAGUUUGAGGAUGGCGAGGAGGAUGUGGACACAGACAACGAAGAGGACGAUGUAGACGGAGCCAUGGACAGCUCUGCCGCGGCCCUGGAAGAGGAAGAUCUCGAGGACGCGGCCAUUGAGGAGGCCGACGAGGAGCUGGACGAUCAGGAGUUCCCUCAGCCGCAGGACAAUGAUCUUCCCCUAGCUCCCUACAUAACCAAGAUGAUGCGCCUGAAUUCAGAGUGCUCGGAUCCUGCCCUGCUAAAGAACUGCCUGCCUGGACAGAAGUGGAAGUGUGUUAACGAGGAUGGACGUUGGCGCAAGCACAAGUGCAAGUUCCAUCUCCAGUUAGAGCAUCAGCUGGCUGCCAUGCCCCGGAAGCAGUAUCAACGCAACUGUGCCUGUUUCACCUCCGACGGGGUGGUCUACACCAAGAUUCGAGCGCCAUCCGCAGGAUUACAUCGCGUCAACAAGCGCACCCAUCACGGUGGCCACACCAGGCGGCGUAACAAGCGCGAAUUGUUCCACACAGAGCUGCCCUACGAGAUGGAAGAGUUGCUGGACCUCCACCAGGCGGUCGAUAUGCUCACCGAGCACUCGCACCGCACUAAGCGGGAGUUGUCUGCGAAUAGCAACGAGAUGAUCGCCCAGGUCAUCCAGCAGAUACAGUCCACGCUGGAGACCCUGGAGCAUAAGUUCAACGAGCACGAGCUGCACGGUCCCGGACUGCUGACCAACUCCAGCUCUUAUCCCAACAGUCGGGGCGAGAAGUUCCCUAAGACCGAAGGUCAUCGCUGCUUUGUGGACGCCACCUCGGGCAAGGUAAACUGCUCGAACGUAAUAUACGACGACGAGAAGACGUGGCGCACCUCUCGCAUGCAGAUCGACAUGCUGAUCAAGGUGCUGAAGGACAAGAUCGGCAAGCUGAAGGAGAUGAAGAAGCAGCUGCGGGAGAGCAACAAGCAGGCGGGAUCAUCCGGCAGAAGGCAGGAGAACCGCCGGCGAAACGAGGAGAACGUGGUUGAUGGUGGAGCCGGGCCGGAGUUCAAUAUGAGCUACUUCACAGAGAUCAGCAGCAGCACGGCAAAGCCGAAUGUCGGUGUUGGCCAGAAGGAGAUCUACCGGGGCUAUGGCAACGCUGGCCUGCUGGAUUCAUUGGAGCCUCAGACGCCUCGUUUUUCUCCGCGGGCAGAGUGCUAUUGCGAGCCGGAUGUGGGCGAGAGCUAUGCGGAUUCCAAGGAAAUGGCCCGCGAGGCGCGUAGGAAACUGAAGGAGGAGCGGCAGCGCAAGAAGGAGCGCAAGCGCAUCAAGAAGGCUCGCCUGGAGAAAGAGUGCCUGUCGGAGAAGAUGAACUGCUUCUCGCAUGACAACCAGCACUGGCGCACGGCCCCGCUGUGGAACGACAGUCCCUUCUGCUUCUGCAUGAACGCCAACAACAACACCUACUCCUGCCUAAGGACCAUCAAUGCCACCCACAACUAUCUCUACUGCGAGUUCACCACGGGCCUAAUCACCUUUUACAACCUGACGAUAGAUCGCUUUGAGACCACAAAUCGUGCUGCCGGCUUGACGCCCGGGGAGAGAGCCCACAUGCACGAUGCGCUGGAUCAGCUUAAGGGCUGUAGAGGCCGCAGCUGCAGCAUCCGGCGACACCAGGCCCAGUUGGAUAGCGGAACCAGUGCCCCGCAGCUGCCCAGUGCCAUCAAUCAGGUGCAUCGCAACAACAAGCGCAAGCACUCUCCCCUCUCGGGAAGCGUGGGUAACUACGCCUUCGUGGGACCACGACUGGACAUGGAAGGGCUGCCGGCAAUGAAGCGACGCAAGCUGUCCAAGUACAACAGAUUGACUGGCUCGCAGCAGACGCACCUGAAGCGGCGUCCCUGGAAGCAGCAGCCCCACCAGCAGCAGACGCCGAGAUUCUUGCCCACGCACUCAGUGAGUCCCGCAGCAGCGGCCUAAAGAUGAUGCCGCAGGAAGGGAACUCUCCACAUACAUAUCCUAUGCGUACCUUGCUUGCCUGCUCCAGCUCUAGCCCCAGUCCCUGCUACUUGAUUUGUCCCAAUUGGAUUUCUUCAUACAUAAAUAAGACUGUGUUUUAAUCUAUUAUCUACUUACGUUUAGACUCUUGUAACCAAACUGUGUGUGUGUGAAGUUCAAUUAUUUGGCUUGCAAUAUUUAUACAUUAUAGUAACCGCCACACAUUUUAAUUAAUUAGCUCGUAGGUCACCUAAUUUGUACAUAAAUUGAUAAGCUAAACCCAGCAGCAGCCAGUACAGAAUGCUACGGAAACUAAAUAAAUUAUUUAGCGAAAUUGGUUAAAAGUUAAAUUAGUUGAGUAUAAAUCUAGCAAAGAAUUCGAUUAAUUGUAGCCAAUCCAAGUGAAAUUGUAUUUAUUGGCCAUUCUCAUUGCUAAAGGAACAAACGCAAAGCAUGCAUAACAAUUUGUUGUCACUGUGUAUUUAUUAGAGAACUAAACCAUAUUUAUGCCGUACUAGAUACGUUACAGUUGCUAAGAGAUCCCCCAGCCCCGCCCAAGCCUAAAAUACCCCAAGACGUUAGGUAGCAAACCCGCUUGCAAACGAGCAAUAAACAAAAAUAUUGUAUCGGCCACGUUAAUAAUGUCGUACCAUUAACUCUGAAAAUGAAUAUAUAAACUCAAAUGUAUUAAAAGUCAAAACGUAAAAACAGUUGCAAAUAAUAAACUUU
Messenger RNA from Drosophila kikkawai, 5036 nucleotides. It is a transcript of the gene Sulf1, whose product is annotated as Extracellular sulfatase Sulf1. Gene Ontology annotation, molecular function: N-acetylglucosamine-6-sulfatase activity; glycosaminoglycan binding. Lineage: Eukaryota; Metazoa; Arthropoda; Insecta; Diptera; Drosophilidae. The record is from RefSeq and is a predicted model, not a curated record.